Diaporthe citri is the source of this 6315-nucleotide messenger RNA. RefSeq lists its product as uncharacterized. The record is from RefSeq and is a predicted model, not a curated record. Bases 1 to 6315 code for a protein of 2104 amino acids. Gene Ontology annotation, cellular component: nuclear pore. The transcript is spliced from 4 exons. Lineage: Eukaryota; Fungi; Ascomycota; Sordariomycetes; Diaporthales; Diaporthaceae. Gene Ontology annotation, biological process: protein import into nucleus; mRNA export from nucleus. Gene Ontology annotation, molecular function: structural constituent of nuclear pore.
AUGGCAGCUGCCGAAGUAGCUGUCGACUUUGGCUACCUCUCCACCCAUCUCGGCGUGCCUGAAAACACCCUCGAGACAGUCGCCGCCCAACCCACCGCCGACCUCGUCAGAGCCGUCCUGCAGGCUGUCGCCACAAAGGCACACGAGUUCGAAAACCUUUACGCAGAGAAGCUGCACGUCGACAUCGAGCUCGAGAAUGCCGUUCGCAGCGCCGACUCGCGCUGCCAGUCCUUCAAGGCCACCGCCGACAAGGCCCUGAAGGACGCAGAAGAGCUACGGAAGAAACUGCAACAAGAAGAAUCCACCCGCCAAGGGCUGGAGUCCGAGCUCCAGCAGCUACAGUCUUCGAGUGGCGGAAGCCUUUCCGAGAUCGAGAACCUGAACGCGCGCAUCAAAUCGCUCGAACAGUCGAACCGGGACACCGUCGCGGCUGUUGACGCAAAGAACGCCGCGAACUCGGAGCUACUGACCGACCUGCAGAAGCUGCAGCAGAAGAACCACGACCUCAGCAAGCAGGUCGCUGAACUCCAACAGUCUGUGCAGGCCGAGAAGGCCGCUGCGAACAGCGCGAAAUGGCGCGAGCAGAACUUGGAGCAGGAGAUCGCGCUCCUGAAGAGGAACAACGAGUCUUUCGAGCAAGAGCUGAAGGCAAAGCGAGAGGAGGCCCUCAAGUACCGCAAAGAAAAGGGCGCACGAAUCGCGGAACUGGAACGACUCACCGACGAGCAGCGAUCGACGAUUGAUUCCUUGACCCGCGGCGAGCAACAACUUCGAUCUCGACUGGACGACGCACAAAGAAAGGCCGAUGACGCCCUCACGAAGAUACAGCAGCUGAAAGAAGCUGCUGCACGCACCGAGGAGAGUUUCAACCAGGAACUCGAGGCGUCGAGGCGUCUCGCCGACCUACAAGUCCAGCAGGCCGAGACCAGCAGGGAGAGGCUAAGGGAAGUCGAGAACAGGCUUGAGAAGGUCCAGGACGACUUCGCAGUCCAGAGGAUGCGCAUCGAGAAGCAGCUCGAGGACGAGAAGGCAGAGCAUCAAAAGGCUUUCGAGCGGGCGCAAGAGCUGGAACAGGAAAUCAGCAGGCUGCAGGCUGCGGUUCCCGCCCAGCCGCAAUUUGGGCUCGGAUCGCGUCCCUCUACUCCUGUCGCAAAUGGCCACCUCAGGGCCGGCUCGCCAUUCGGCACACCUGGAUCGAUCAGGGGCAAGAACAUGACGCAGGCCAUAGAUGAGCUAUGGAAGGUCAAAUCGGAGCUCAUCAACGUGAAGAAGAGGAACCAACAGCUGGUCCAGGAGCUGGACGAGACCAUGGCUGUUCUCGAGGCCAAGGCGCCUGAGUUCAACGGGCUGGAGGCAGAGAUCGAGAAGCUGCGUAGCGAGAACAUCCAGAUGACUCAGCUGGCAGACGAGAGUUUCCAGGAGCGUGAUCUCGCGAAGAGAGCGGCUCGAAAGGCCGAGUCUGCCUUAGGCACAGCCCAGUCCGAGGCCAACAUCCUUCGAGCUCAGCUUCGAGACCUCGGCGUCCAGAUCCAAUUGCUAGUCUUCAACCUGCACGCUCAAGAGAAGGGUCUCGACCAACUUACGCAAGAAGAGGUGGUCAAGUUCGACCAGCUACAGCGGGGCGAGGUCGCCCCGGGUGCCCUGGAUGACCUGUCAGACACUCAUCGCUUCAUUACGGAGAAGUUCGUCGCGUUCAAGGACAUCCACGAACUGCAGGCCAAGAACGAGGAGCUGCUCAGGAUCACCCGAGAGCUCGCAGACAAGAUGGAGAGCGACGAGGCACAGGCUGCCAAACAGCAAGCUGUCGACAACGAGAACGAGCUUGUCUCCCUGCGUGAGACUUGCGCGCGUUUGCAGGAUGAAAUCAAGUCCAUGACCGUCCGUAUGAGGUCUCACAUGCAAGAGCGGGACAUGUUCCGACGCAUGGCAGAGGGGCAGAGGGCCAGGGUCAGUGAUGCCAACGACGCCGAAGGCAGCCAGCGUGAAGUGCUCGCCAGCAUCGAGCAAGGCUCCAACGUCGAUGAAGCCGAAGCGAUGACAGCAAUCCGCGAGAUGCAAGCAAGGCUCGAUACGCAACAGAACGAAUUCAGCACCGACCGCAAGGCCAUGCGUGAGCAUAUCGACAGGCUUUCUGCGGAAAAGAGCUCUCUGCAGAGUGAGGUUGUGCGCAUUCGUAGCCAGCUUGAACUGGCCUCUGAACGUUAUUCCAUGCUGCAGGGCAACUGUGAAGCGCUACAAAAUGAGAAAUCCGAGCUGCAGAAGCGAAGCCAAAGCCUCUCGGAAGCCGCAGCAAAGCAUGAUCUGCGCAGCCAGCAACUUGCUUCGGACCUCGUCGAGACAAAGGCGUUACUGGACAGUGUUCAGAGCAAGGCUUCGAAUUUGGAGGCAGAGAAGGCCCUCUUCACCAGCAUCCGUGACCGUCUACUCAAGGACAACGAAGAGCUUUCGAAGGACAAAGCUACCCUCAGCAAUCUUCUGACUCAGAACCAAACACUACUGAACGAGAAGGACACCUCCGACAAAGAGACUCGGCGAAGCCUGAACGAGCAGAUCCAAUCAUUGAAGACGGAGUUGGCCGCGAAACAGCGGAAUCUUGACAAUGAGAUCGAGGAGAGCAGGAGGCUCCAACAGCGAAAGGAUUACGAGACUCAACAGCAUCAACAGCGGGUGGAUGAGCUCCUGAGCAGUCUCAACUCGGCCAAGGAGGAACUUGUUGCUACUAAGACCAGCAGAGACCACCUGCAAGCCCGCGUUGAUGAACUCACCAUUGAGCUUCGCAAUGCUCAGGAGAAGGCCGAACGCUUACAGCCUCGGCCAACCCCCAGGCCCGGUACAGCCAAUGAGCCUCGAUCGGCGGAUGCAGAAACCGAGGCUCAGAUUGAUGAGCUGGUCAAUGAAAUCUCGGAUCUCAAGAGAGACCUGGAUCUGGCGACCACGCACCUUGAAUCUUCCAGGUCACAGACUGAGCAGUACAAGGAGAUCGCCCAGGCUGCUGAAGAGGAGCUCACCUCGAACAAUUCAAUUCAAGAGCAGUUCCGGGAGCAGAUGGAGACGGAGCUUGCAGCCAAGGACGCUCAGAUCAAGGAGCUCCAGCAACGCGUCGACAACAUCUCCGUAGAGCUGAGCAAUUCCAAUAAUGAGCUGUCCUCAAUCCGAGACUCUCAAACGGAGGCCAGUCACAAGGCCGAGGAAGAAAGGCGCAUCCUGGAGGAAGAAAUUUCACGGCUCAAAGAGGAAGCUGAGCGACUCAAGGAGCGGGCGAAGUACCACCAGCAGGAUCUCCGUGCACAGGCAGACAUUGCCAAGAAGGCGCAGCAAGAUUACGAGACGGAGUUGGUCAAGCAUGCAGAUGCUGCAAAGGCAUUGCAAGCUCUUCGUUCACAGCACAACCAGUUGAAGACCAACUCGGCAUCGCUGAAGGCCGAGGCUGAAUCUGCCAAGCACACACUUGACGACAACAAGAGGUCUUUCGCCGAGCGUGAGCAGCAACUACGACAAGAAGUCUCCGAUCUGAAGGAGAGACGCCAAGAAACCGACCAACAGAACAAGCUCCUGCAAGAACAGCUCCACAGCUUCACGUCACAGAUUGCUGCUAUCAAGGAGAACCGCACCGCCUUCAUAGAGGCCACAGAUGAUACCACCAACUCGGCUCCUGGCUCAGACGUCGAGCGCCUGACGGAGCUCAACAAGUACUUGCACCGUGAGAAGGAGAUCCUGGAGGUGCAGUACAAUCUCAAGAACCGCGAGGCCGAGCGACUGCAACAGCAGGUCGAUGCCAAGCAGUCACAGCUCGAAGAGUACCAGUUGAAGCUGGAGCAGGAGCGCAUGGCUAGGAACGACACCAGUACAAGCAAGUCGCAUGAAGAAUUGAUGAACAAGCUGAACGAGCUUAACCUUAUAAGAGAAAGCAACAGCACCUUGCGAAGCGAGAACAAGCGGAUUGAACGUCAGCUAGAGCAGAGGAGCACCAAGAUCAAGGAGCUUGAAGCCACAAUAGAGCCGCUCAAGGCCCGCAUAUCCGAGCUCGAAGGCACGAAGGAGUACUUGGAGGAGGAACUGAAGCAGCUCGGCCAGGACCGAGACCACUGGCAGAAGCGUGUGGAGAGCAUCGUCACCAAGCAUGGACGCGUCGACCCUGCCGAAUUGGAGCAGAUGAAGGAGAGGGUGUCUGAGCUCGAGGCCGAACGCGAUACGCUGAAACAGGCUGAAGAGCCGCUCAAGACCAGGAUCACCGAGCUCGAGACGACUCUGGAGACGGAGAAGAGCAACUGGGCGACAACUCGUGGUAGGAUCAUCGAGCAGGCAAAGAACAAGAACAAAGAGAACAACACCAAGAUUGCCGAGUUGAAUGCAGAAAAAGCACAGCUGCAAACACAGCUUGAUGAGACGAGCCAACGGCUGACCUCGCUCCAGUCUGAACUCGACUCUGCUGUUCAAGAAAAGACUGCCCUUGGCCAAGAGAAAUCUGACUUGGAGCAGAGGCUCAACGAAGUUCAACAGCAACUGGAGACUGCCAGCAGCGCCACGAAGGAUCCACCUGCCGAUGUCGCCUCUGAGGGUGUUUCUUCGGAACAGCUCGCCCAAGUGCAGCAGCAACUCGAGGGUGCACAGCAACAGCUGGCUGCUGCUAACGAGGCCAAGACCGCUGCCGACCGGGAGCUCGAAAGGCUGCGCUCAGAAUUGACCACGACUGUGCAAGAUCGUGACGCAGCUCGUGCCCAAGCCGGGUCCGAGGCCCCAGCUGAAGCAGCCUCACAGCCAGCGUCAGCGCCGGAGACAGCCCCACAGGCAGACACUGAGGCCACGCAGAACGGCGGUGCUACUGAGGCACAACCUGCCCCAGCCGCAACAUCUGACGCGGAGCGCGCUGAACUAGAACAGAAGCUGGCGCGGGCCGAGCAGAGGGUAACAGAGCUGGAGGCUGAGGUCGCCGAGCUCAACUCAAAGGUGUCCGAAUACGAAUCGAACCAGAAGGCCAUCGUUGACGCGCGGUCUCAGAAGAUGAGGGAAGCGCUCAACAAGAAGUUGUCCGAAGACAAGGCCAAGAACCUUGCUGAGCUUACCAAGGAGAAGGAGAAACUGCAGGGCGAGUAUGACUUGAGGCUCCAGCAGGAGCGGGCCAUAUGGGAAGCCGAGAACAAGGUGGCCAGCGCACCGGCUGCUACGUCCGACUCAGUUGCAGCAACACCGACUAAGCAAACAGACCAGCAACAGCCACAAACACCAAAUCCUGAGCUCCAAUCGCUCAUCGUCGCCAACUUCUUACAACUCAACGAUGCCAACACCCGCAAGGUAGUUAAUGAGAAUUCCACUCUCAAGAGUAUCAUCACAAGCAACCUGAAGAAGAAGGUGGAGAUCGAGGCCAAGAAGAUCAAGGACGAGACAGAACAGGCCUUGAAGGCGGAACACGAGACCAAGAUCGCGGCUGCUAGGGAGCAGGCGACGUUUAUGGCGUCGAAGAAGUCAACGCUCAGGAUCAACAUGGCUGAGAACAAACUUAGAGGGGCGAACGCCAAGCUGAACGUUGUUGAGACGGCUGCCAAGGAGACCCCCGAGCGUGGCGUUGGUGAGGUUUGGGAGGAGGCCAAGACCGCGAAGCCUCCACCACCAGUACCAGAGGCUACCGUCAAACCUGCUUCUUCGCCCGCGCCGUCAGACAAGGCGGUGGCAGCAGCCGGCACCGGCGCACCUGCAACCGCAGCGUCCGAGAGCAAACCCCCGCCUGCCAAUGGCGCCAUUCCACAAAAGCCCGUGCCAGUAGCUGUGGCCACCCAGCCGCCGGCGGUGCAACCAAAUCCUUUCGCAUCCGGAAUACCGGCGAAACCGACGCCGGCCCCGGCCAAUCCCUUCGCGUCGGCCCAACCGUCAUCGCUGCCCGCCAACCCCACGGCUCAGCAGCCAGCUCCCCAAGGCCAGCAGCCAGCUCCCCAAGGCCAGCAGACCCAGGCCCAACCUCAGCAGCAGCAGCAACAGGGGCAGCAGCAGCAGGUGAAGACGGGCAUCCCCGUGCCGUCCCGGGGCGGGGCGCCUCGAGGCGGCGGCCGCGGAGGCACGUACCAACACCCACGCGGCGGAGGGCGCGGUGGUUUCCAGAACCGCAACGCCAGCGGCGGGCCGGCCACCUUGAACCCUGGCGCGGAGAACUUCCAGCCCGGCAGCAACAAGCGACCUCGCGAUGCUGAGGCUGGAGGGCCCGGCGGCUGGUGGGCAGCAGAACAAGAGGCCACGGGGCGGAGGCGGCCCGCAACGGGGAACACGGAUCCUGCCCGUAUGGUGCACACCCAGCAGAUCACGUCUUUCGCGCCCUUGUGGUAA